Aegilops tauschii subsp. strangulata is the source of this 573-nucleotide messenger RNA. RefSeq lists its product as uncharacterized. Gene Ontology annotation, biological process: defense response to other organism. Lineage: Eukaryota; Viridiplantae; Streptophyta; Magnoliopsida; Poales; Poaceae. The record is from RefSeq and is a predicted model, not a curated record.
AUGGCAAGGAUCAAGAAGAAGGCCGCCGUGAUAUGCUGCUGCGCGUUGCUCGCGGCGUCCCUCCUGCUCGGCGCCGCCCUCGCCACCGCGCUCUACUUCCUGCUGCUCCGCCCGCACCCGCCGCGUGUGGUGGCAACGGCGGUGGACACGCAGCUCGCCGCCUUCACCGUCCUCCCGCCGGCGCUCAACUUCUCCCUGGCCGUCGACGUCACCGUGCACAACCCAAGCCACGCGCCGUUCCGGUACGGCGAGGUGGUCACGGCGGUGACGUACCGCGGCGCGGCGGUGGGGCGGUCCGCCGCGCCCGCGGGGAAGAUCCCGGCGCGGUCGACGAGGACGGUCGGGGCGCGGGUGCGGGUUGACGCGGCGAGGGUCAUCCUGAGCAGGCACUACAUGGUGGACAUUGUGGCAGGCGCGCUGCCCUUCGAGGCCAAGACGGCGGUGGCGGGGAAGGCCGCGGCGCUCCGGCUGUUCAGGGUGAGCGCGGACGCCGAGGCAUCGUGCAGUGUCAUCCUGUACCCGUUCAGGCGGGAGAGCAGCUCGCACUGCACCUCCACGGUUCGCGUCACAUGA